This is a messenger RNA of Cuscuta epithymum, 872 nucleotides long. Lineage: Eukaryota; Viridiplantae; Streptophyta; Magnoliopsida; Solanales; Convolvulaceae. The record is from the annotation of a GenBank genome assembly.
UUUUGAAAGUUUUCUUUGAUACUACUGUGGUGUUUAGUGCAACAAAUAAGCCAACUGCACACAAAGCGUUCUUUGAGAUUGCAACAAUUAGAUCUGAGAUUGAGGAUAUGUGCUCAAAUGAUUCAGCAGAAUUACUAGAGGGUGCACAGAAAAUAUUAUUUGACAUGUCAGUUGAGAUGCAAGCCAAAUAUAGGAAGUAUUUUGAUACCAUAGAUGAUAUGAACCAAAUUUUCCUUGUUCCUUUGGUUUUAGACCCUAGAUUCAAGCUCAAAUACUUCAGCAGAAUUCUUGAAAAGAUGUUGAAUGAAGCUAGUGAAGCGGUGAAGGAAUUAAAUAGAGUGACCAGUUAAAGGACUUGAUAGUGCAACUUACUGAUACUUAUGCUUCAGAAUCAGCUAAUCAGUGUUCCAGUGCAACAAAAGCUGCAAAAGAAGUUGGAAGCAAUGCUGGCGUCAAUAGGAAUAGAAAAUUGUCUGGGAAAAGGGCAAUGAUGUAUGAGGAUUGGGAAAAGGAUCUUGAGGAAGGGAGCUCAAUUGUAGUUGCUCAUGAGGUUGACAGGUACCUUUUAGAUCCCAUAGAAAAACAUACCGAUGAUUUUGAUAUUUUGACAUGGUGGAGGCUAAAUGGGCCAAAGUACCCUAACAUGCAAGCAAUGGCUAAGGAUACUCUAGCAAUUCAAGUUAGUAUUGUAGCAUCUGAAUCUAGUUUUAGCACGGGAAAGAGAGUCAUUGAUCCUCACAGGAGUUCUCUAACUCCAAGAUCUGUUGAGGCACUCAUUUGUCUACAAAAUUGGUUGAAGUCUGACUCAAUUACUAAUCUUGGGUAUGCUCCUAGCCCUGAGGAAAUGGAGUGGUUAGAAAACACUGAAAAAG